ACCAAGCUGGAGAUGGCCAUCAUCGCGAUCUGCGCUUUGUACCUUCACUCCUGCAAAAGCGCCAUCAGAAGAUCCCUGUCCCCUUCGAAGCCGCGAGAAUGGGCUCCAGACACUUACAAAAGGAUCCAAGCGGAGGAGGUCCUUGAACCCGAGCAGGAGGCGUCCAUGAAGAAAAUCCUUCAGUGGAACUACUACAACUUCAAGCUGGAGGAGGGCCACGAGCCGUUCGUGAAGCAGGGCUGCCGCUACACCAACUGCGUGUUCACGAAGGACCGCAACCGCUACCCGCUGUCGCAGCUGGACGCCGUCCUGUGGCACGCCAACGCGGCCGACAGCAGCUUCCCGGAUCAGAGCAACAGGUCCCCCCAUACCCGCUACGUCAUCGUCACCCACGAAGCCUCCUACCACAUCCGGGGCAUCAAGUCGGGGAGCCUCUCCAGCUACAACGGCGUCUUCAAUUGGACUCUGCACUACCGCAACGACGCCGAUAUCUACGCGCCCUACGGCAUGUACGAGAGCCUCGGCGAGAGGAAGAUCGGGAGGCCGACCGCCGUCAUGAGGAACAAGACGAGACUCAUCGCUUGGUUCGUCUCCGAUUGCAACUCCAUGAGCGGCAGGGAGGAACUGGUGAAGCAACUGCAGAAGCACGUUACAGUGGACAUUUACGGGGCGUGUGGGACUCUCACGUGCAUCCGGGGCCAGUCUGACUGCGAGGGCAUGUUGGAGAAGAAGUACUACUUCUACCUCGCCCUCGAGAACUCCCUUUGCGAGGACUACAUCACCGAGAAGCUUUACUAUACCUUGAGGAACUACGUGGUGCCCGUGGUGUGGGGUCUGGGCAACUACGUCAAGAACGCCCCCCCGCAUUCAGUCAUCAACGCCUUGGCCUUCCCCAACGUGACGGCUCUUGCCAACUACCUCAUCUACUUGAAGAAUAACCACACGGCUUAUUACGAAUAUUUCUUAUGGAAGCGAAAAUACAAGCCGGUCAUUCGCGGAGACAUCCUGAGGAACGCCAUGUGUGACAUCUGCGAACGCCUCCACACUGACAACACCACGAAGGUCUACAAGGACAUCCACUGGUGGUUCUCCCCCGAGAGACAGUGCCUGACCAUCGAAAACCCCAAAAUUGCGGCGUUUUUAGGCCGGCAAAACGCUGCUUGACUUCAUCUUUUUCGGUCAUUUCUAACCCCGCGGUCGCCUGGCCUUUUUUCCUUGGUGUUGGAGAUUCUUCUCCGGUUUUGCCAAGCUUCUUUCUGGGGUUGGCAAGCCUUUUCUUUCUAGGGCUGGCAAGCCAAGCCUGUGCCUUGGAUUAGAUUAUCAUUAUAGGAGCUUUCAUGUGUAUACAGUUUUGGUCUUGAUUAGUAAAACAUAAUUAUAAA
This is a messenger RNA of Penaeus vannamei (Pacific white shrimp), 1382 nucleotides long. Lineage: Eukaryota; Metazoa; Arthropoda; Malacostraca; Decapoda; Penaeidae. The record is from RefSeq and is a predicted model, not a curated record.